AUGUAUUUAGAAAUUGACUUGCGUACUUUUGGACUAGUUAUUACAUCAUUUAUUAUAGGUCUGUUGUCUACUUGUAUAUUUUUAUUGUGGAAAUGUGAUAAUAAUAUGUCUACGUAUAGAGAUGUUAUUGAUGUUAUAGAGACUCCUUUAAUUUCUGAAGAGAACACUAUUCGUUACUCUAGACAGAUUGCCCUGAAACAAGUAGGAGUUCAAGGUCAAAAUAUAUUAAAUAAUACAAAAGUUUUGAUAGUUGGUGUAGGGGGUUUAGGAAGUCCUUUAGCUUUGUAUCUGAGUGCUGCAGGUAUUGGUGUAAUUGGUGUAAUUGAUUCAGACACAGUUUCUAUUAGUAAUUUACACCGUCAAGUUAUACAUACUUGUACUCGUAAAGGGAUGAAUAAAGGUUAUAGUGCAAGGGAAUCUUGUGCAUCUAUAAACCCGAAUUGUCGUGUUUUGGUAUAUCCAAAUACUUUAUCUAUUGAAUUAGCUAUGGAAUUAUUUCCUCUAUAUGAUAUCAUAAUAGAUGCAACUGAUAAUUGCAGGAGUAGAUAUCUUAUUAAUGAUGCAGCUGUAUACUUUGAGAAACCAAUUGUCUCUGGAGCUGCUUUAAGAUGGCAAGGCCAUGUAACAGUAUAUAAUUAUAAAAAUGGGCCUUGCUAUCGUUGUAUAGCUCCUAGAGAUGAUAAUGGUGGAAUAGAUGGUACCCCAGGUGGUGCAGAAUCUUUUGGAGUACUAGGUAGUGUUGUUGGAGUUAUUGGUUGUAUACAGAGUGUAGAAGUUAUAAAACUUGCUUUAAAUAUGGGGAGAAAUAUAAAUAGUGAAACUAUGGAAAUUGAUUUAGAUACACUUUCAGGUAAGAUGCUUAUAUAUGAUGCUUUAAACACUAGUCAGAUGACAAGAAUAGCAACUUUAAAAGGAAGUGAUAUUAAUUGUAAGACAUGUGGUAAAGAUAGUAUUCCAUUUUUUAUAAAGGAUUGUAAUGAUUACAAGAUUUAUCAAGGAAUGGAUAUAGUGAAUAAUUUUUAUUUUCCAUUUAUAGAUAACCAAUAUAUACUUAAUAUUGAACAAACAAGAUCUCUUUUAGGAAAUAGAAGAAAUAAGAAACUAAAUAUUAUAGAUGUUAGACCUAGUAAUAUAUUUGAAAUGGCUCAUUUGAGAAAUUCGAAGAAUAUUCCAGAAGAGGAAUUUGUACUUAAACUUUCAAAGUAUGGAAUUCAAGUUGAUAGUAAAACAGCGAAGAUUACUGAUUAUGAAGAUGAUAAUAAGGACGCUUUGAAGAGUUACAUAAAUUCUAUUCUUAGUAUAGAGGAACAGGGAUUUACUAAUAUAAUUAUUUGUUGGAAUGGUGUGAGAUCUUAUUUUGUUACAAGUAUACUUCAACAAUGUUUUAAGAAGCUUGAGAUUCAUAGUAUUUACAAAAUAUAUUACAUUGCUGGAGGAAUAAAGGCUAUAAAGAAUGAGAUUUUACCAAGCUUUCCAGAUUUCUAA
Cryptosporidium muris RN66 is the source of this 1485-nucleotide messenger RNA. Its product is annotated as MoeZ/MoeB domain-containing protein. The transcript has a single exon. NCBI's taxonomy places the organism in Eukaryota, Apicomplexa, Conoidasida, Eucoccidiorida, Cryptosporidiidae. The record is from RefSeq and is a predicted model, not a curated record. Gene Ontology annotation, molecular function: nucleotidyltransferase activity; thiosulfate-cyanide sulfurtransferase activity; URM1 activating enzyme activity. The coding region runs from base 1 to 1485 and encodes 494 amino acids. Gene Ontology annotation, cellular component: cytoplasm.